Messenger RNA from Actinia tenebrosa (Australian red waratah sea anemone), 4904 nucleotides. RefSeq lists its product as uncharacterized. Gene Ontology annotation, cellular component: adherens junction; catenin complex. NCBI's taxonomy places the organism in Eukaryota, Metazoa, Cnidaria, Anthozoa, Actiniaria, Actiniidae. Gene Ontology annotation, molecular function: actin filament binding; cadherin binding; beta-catenin binding. The record is from RefSeq and is a predicted model, not a curated record. Gene Ontology annotation, biological process: cell-cell adhesion; cell migration.
UUGGUUUGUUGACUUCUCGAAGCUUUUGAAGUUUUGCGAAUUAGCAAACAGUUUACGCAUGGGAAUGUCGUUAUUCCUCGCCUCGAUCUUUACAAAAUGCUGACAGAAAUAACUUAGAAACAUCCACUACUAAGAUGUCUGCUAAGCUCCUAUCAUCGCUUGUUCAAACUAAAUCUAUCGAGCUUGUAAUGGCACCGAUUGCAGCUCAGGUAUCCCAGCUGAUAAUACUAAAUGAAGCCGGAGAAAGGGAUGGUAUUCCUAUGCCAAACCUGGUCUCCUUUGCCAGGCAAAUCAAUGUCUCUAUCGAGAGCUUAGUGUUGGCUGCUCAGAGCCUUGUUUCUGACAGCAAUGAUGAGGAUUUAAAAAUAGAAAUGCCAGAGGCAUGUUCCAUGUUGCGAGCUGCUGGUAAUGGCCUUCAUGAAGCAACCAAUAAACUGUUGAUAGAACCCCAUUCCCAUGACGUUCGCUACAGUCUUGUGGAUUCAGCUCGGAAUAUCUUAGAAACAACAAUGAAUGUGCUUUUAGUGUAUGACAAGGCUGAAGUGCACAAGAUUGUAUGUGCAGCACACUGGGUCAUGGACAGACUUGGCCUGACUGAGGCAGUCACUUCUCUUAAAGGAUUUGUUGUCAGCUUCAAGGGAUUUUCAGAGUCACUGAUUCUUUUAGUCAGCCUGUGCGACAAGAGACAAAGAGAGCUGAGUAAUCCAAGUAAGAGAUCAAGGCUUUUAUCAGCCAUGGCAAUCCUUAAGAAAGCGGUUGGCUUGCUCUCCUCUACCAUGCAAUCUUAUCUUAAAAACCCAACAGAUGGACAGGCAAAGGCAAACAGGGAUUACGUUAUUGGUCAAAUAAAGUUUGCAUGUACAGAAAUUAUCAAAAUAGUAGAAUCCAGAGGUGAUGAAGAUGGGACAAUGGAGGAAUCUACUAAUAUGGCCUCUACAAUGGAAAAGGCUCAUCAUCAGCUUGGAGCGAGCACAAGACUAGAUACAUCAAACCAAAUGGACUGUUAUCUUGAUGCUAUAGUACGAAGCAGUAUGGCAGUAGCUCACACAUGUGAUGGAAUAUACAAAGAAAGAAUCGUACAGGCCUGUCAGAAAGUUUUAGAAACACGAAACGAGCUAGCAGAUUUACAGAAGGCAGUUAUGUCAAGCCCCGAUUCUCUCAGGAAAAGAAGAGAAUUUGACAUGACAGCAGAAAAGUUGUCUGUUGAACUGAAGAAACUUGACCGCCAGGUGACGACUGCCAUUGCAGACCAAGUGAGCACGAUGUUUUGUGAUGUGGAACUGCCUGUCUAUCAACUAUUGGCUGCUGCUACUGCUCCAGUACCUAGUGGCAGUACGACAGCCCAGGAUCAAGCCCUUCUGAAAACAAGACAAAAGGCAGAUCAGUUCGAUAAACACACGGCCAGGCUGGUACAAGUGUCUAGGCAAGCUGCUUCAGUAUCUGCUGAUACAGGGAGAGUUCAUAUCAUCAAAGCAAUAUCAGCAGAACUCGAGAAAAUGGCUCCAGUAAUCGCCACAACUGCUUGUGCAGUGAGGCAAAACCCAUACGAUGCAACUGGUGUGGAGAGACUGGGACUACUACGUCAAGAGUGGGCCAAUAGACUACAGAUAUUGACGGAUGCUGUAGAUGAUGUGACAGAUAUACAAGACCUGAUGGACACUACAGAGGCGCAUGUACAGCAUGAUGUCGCACUGUGUCACGAAGGACUAAUAGAAGAGAACACCGCUAAAAUAGUCCAGGCUUCUAGAGACGUGCUCGGACGAGGGCAUCGCGUGGUCCAGAUAGCAAAGAAGGCCAUGGCGAGUACUGCGAAUCCGUUAUUCAAAGGAGAACUACUGACAGCAGCGAAUGAAUUAAACACAGUUCUUCCUAACCUAAGUGCUGCCAUCGAGAGAGCCAUGACCAACCUGAAUAACAGUGAAAUACGAGAAAAGGUCAGCGAUAGUAUCAGAAGUGUCGGCGAAAAGAUUAAAACUAUCAAAACAACUGUGACAAGACCUACUGGUAGUUCACUAGAUUUUAUCAACGACAACCCGACACAAUCUGAAGCAGGCGACUUCAUUUCUAUGCCAACAAGCAAUGAUCUUGAGGCCAUUAAACCUGCGAAUGGAAUUUCCUCGUAUCAAGAAGAUGUUGUACAACCAGAAAACGAAAGAAUUACUUCAAGUUCGCCAUCACUAAAGUUGCUUGAAAAUGAAGUCGAGGAUGCUCCUGCUCCAAGGGCUAAACCCUUGCUUACUACGGAAAAGAAACUGUUGUCGAGUCGACCAAAAUCCACAUCUUCCCCAAGGCUUUUUAGGAAGCUAGACAACACAAAUCUUAGCCGAAGUCUUGAAAGUCUCCUCGUGAAACCACUGGAAGAUAUGAAAGACGUAGACAAGAGAGCGCUCUUAGGACUUGGUAAUGGAGCAGACACCAACUCCAGUCAUCUAAGCACCCUGUUAGGGCAACCCUUAAACCCGUCCCGUACCUCGAGGGCUCCUGUUACACGAUUGAUUCGAGCGGCAAAGGAAGGUGACCGAAAUAACAUCGAAAAACAUAUCAAAAACCUCGUUUCCCAGGUUACGAAGCUCAUGGAGUUGGCUGAAAAAUGUGUCGAGAAGUCCAGCAAAGUGGAACAAGUUAGCCAAAUUCGUACUGCAUCUGGAGAAAUCGAAAAACUCACCCCAAUCAUAACCCAGGCCGCUCGUGAUGUCACAGCCAACUCGCGUAACUUCAAAGCCGUGGAGCGCUUGCAUAUGAUUGGACGAGAGUGGGCGUCGAAAGCCCACUUACUUGGUAAUGCUAUAGAUGAGAUUGUAGCGCCUUGGUCAGCGGCUGCCUCGAAGCUUGCAUUGAAAGCUUCCUCGGGAGAUGCAGAUGAGCUUAAAAAACAGAUUAAUAACAUAAACAGUGAAGCAGUUCGCCUACGUCAGCUAUCAUCUGCUGCCAAGGCUGCUGCUGAUGCAGAGGACUACGCGAUGGAUCCUGGGAAUGAAAGUGACGUCUUAGAACGGGACCCAGCCUCUUUACAGCGGAUCGAGUUACUGCGUGUGUCGUCAAAUGAAAUUGACAAAGUUUUACCCGAACUAAUACUAGCUGCGCAGUCGGUGAUCGCAAACCCAACAGAAAUCACUCGAGUAGAAGCACUCGAAUUGUUGCGUAGGGUCUGGGCCGGCAAUGUUAAUAAUCUUAUUAUGGCAGUCGAUGAUGUAACCGUAGGGACCUCGGCUCCAGUCGAGCAUUUGACCAAUGCUACUUUGUCUGGUGACUAUCAUGCUUUGCAGGAAAGGUUACGGAUGGUGACGUCAUACACCAGAUCGCUUAAAGAAAUGACAAGUGCAGCAACAGUUGGAUGUUCUAAUCCGAAGAAAGCCGCUCUCGUGGAGUCCACUAUCGGAUCUGUUGAACGAUUAACCGCUGACCUACAAGACACGACACGCACCGUCAUUGAUCUCAGCACUCGGGAAAACAAGACAUUGGAACAACAACUUGCUUUUAUGAGUAUCGAGGAGAAGAUGAAUCUGAUGCGCAGGGAGUGGGCCACAAAGGUUCAUCUUCUGACCGCUCUGGUAGACGACCUAACUGCGCAUGUCUCUGCUCCAGUAGACCGCUUGGCAGGAGCAGCACUCGCCGCCACUAAAGCCGAGUUAGGACAGAAACACCUUAUGGAGAGAGAGUUUGAAGAUCAAGCACAAGAACUGUCCAGACGAGUGGUGCGGGUCAGAAACCAAGCCAGUAAAGCGGUCGAAAAAUCCACUCAUCCGAGUCAAGUCAGGACUGUUCGAGUUACUGGGGACUUUAUUGAUAGGCUGACACCACAGGUUAUAGGUGCGGCAAGAGCUUUGGCAGAUAAUCCUGACCAGGAUACAGUGGAACACUUUCAGAUGCUUAGACGUCAAUGGGCAUCCAAGGCCCAGUUGCUAAUAGCAACACUUGAAGGACUACCUGAUGCAAACAUGUUAGCUGUGAUGUCUGUUGUGCAAGAUCUUCUUAGUACUCGAGCAAACCUUCAAGGAGCAGCAAGUUUUGAGUCUUUAACAGAAGAUGAUUCCAUUGCAAUAUCAGGGACACCUCGACUCUUACCAUCUGCCACAGACUCGAGUAAACGUCAAGAACCUGUUGCCACGCAAUUCACGCCACCUCGACGGACCCCAUCUCCUCCAAGGAAGACUUUUUACGUAUCUCCCAAACCAGCACUGAAACCAUCACCAAGGAAAAGGGCACCAAAGGUUUUCUCAGCUUUUGAUGAUUCUGACAUUGGUAGAAAGACACGCCACCAUCACCGUGCACUGUCUGAUAGUGAAGCUCUUCCAGACAGCCCUGAACAACGUGUUCCUAUUGGUGCAUCAAGCAGUGAAACAGACCUCAAGUCUCUAUUAGUACAGGAACUAAACGAUAGAUUUUCGUCAAAUGAGUCUCUUAAACGGUCUAAAUGGGAUGCGAGGUACUGGGCUAAGUUUGAAGUGGAAAGACUGAAACAUCAACGUGCCUUCAGUAUGGCUAAUCUAUCGAGGACUAGUCCUGAAUGGAGAUCAGAUUCGGCUGAAGACUUGAGGGCAAGGAAGAGUUCAAAGUCCAUUGCUAUGGCAGCACAGCUUCUCCAAGAUGAAACAGACCAAUGGGAAGAAGAGAACAAUUCUAUUGUCAAAGUAGCCAAGAAAAUGGCGCUCCAGAUGAUGCAAAUGGCGCAGUUUUCAAGAGGACGAGGCGAUCUGCAGGACAAAAUGGAAAUGAUCAACACUGCUAAAGCCAUUGCAGCCAACGCCAAAACCAUCUUGAAAUUUGCUCAGAUCAUAGCUGACGCCUGUGUCGAUGAAAGGUGUCGAGAAGACUUGCUGUACUAUGCCGAAUGUCUGCCCACCAUGAGUACACAGCUGAAGAUCAUCUCUUCGGUUAAAGCAGCAACUCCUAGUGAUCCCUCG